Molecule: messenger RNA, 1797 nt
Organism: Besnoitia besnoiti
Lineage: Eukaryota; Apicomplexa; Conoidasida; Eucoccidiorida; Sarcocystidae
Product: alveolin domain containing intermediate filament IMC1
Exons: 4
Coding region: 1-1797 (598 amino acids)
Source: RefSeq, a predicted model, not a curated record
AUGUUUCAAAAGUGCGCUGACCCCUGCGGCGACUGCUGCCAGGCCGGCGAGCAGCCGCGCGCUGAAGCCGCGGGUCUGCCCCAGGUCGUUCUGACGCCUCGAGGCUACGAGGGCACGACUCUGCGCGUGGUUGCAGAGGCCACUGACGCCUCCCCCCGUUCUGAGGGAGUUGCCAGCGUCCACCGCCUCCACGGCACGCAGGAAUCUGUCAGAUCCGUCACCCAGGAGCACGCCGACCGAUCUCGCGCAGUCGCCCUCGCCGAGGAAACAGAGAGACAAUGGGUCGCUAUCACAGCCUACCAGCCUAUUGACACCGUGACUAAGACCGUCGAAGUGCCGGUAGUGCGCACUGUGGAGACUUACGUGCCCAAGGUUGUCGUCGAAGAAAAAAUCGUCGAGGUGCCCAAAUACGUGCCCGAAUAUGUCGAGAAGGUCGUGGAGGUCCCCGAGGUUCAGUACGUCGACAAGAUCGUGGAAGUCCCGGAGUACCAGUAUGAGUACAAGUACGUGCCCAAGGUCGACACCCAAGAGAACGUCAUCCAGCGCCCCAAAUACGAAACCAAGUACAUCGAGAAGAUCGUCGAGGUCCCUCAGAUCAAGGAGGUUGUCCGCUACCAGGAGGUGGAGGAAGUCGAGGAAGUCAUUCGCUACGUGGCAAAGGACUCCGUGGUCCCCGAGGAGUGGAAACGCAUCCAGGAGGAGCAGGAGAAGCGCGAAGAGGAGCUGAAGCAAAAGGAAGGUCGCGAAGAGGAGGAACUCAAAGCUGUCCUCGAGGAGGAGCGCAAGCUGCAUGAGGAGAGAGUGAAGGAGCAGAUGCGCGUCCAGCAGCAGAUCAUUCAGCAGCAGCUCGCAGCUCGUGCGGAGGAACAGCGUCUCAUCGAAGAGAAGCGCCAGGCUGAGGAGGUCAACUACCAUCUAGCCGAGGGCGCGCCUCCGAUGCCCGCGAUCCCCAAGGUUGAGCAGGUCUUCAAGCCGAAGGUCAUCAAGCAGGUGGAGAUCCAGAAGCACGUCCCCAUCUCGGUGGAUGUCCCCGUCCCGUACAUGGUGCCCAAGCCGGUUGUCGUCUCCGUCCAGGUGCCAGUCCUGAAGUUCCGCGACCACUUCGUGCCCGUGCCGGUGCGCAGACGCGUUGUGCCCCGCAUCAGGUGGACAAAUGAAGUGUACGAGGUGGAGUGCAUCAAGGAGAAGCCUUUCCUCCAGGUCCAGGACGUCAUCAAGCCUGUGCCGUGCGAUGUCGAGAUCCGCAUCCACGAGUAUGUCGAGAAGGCCGCGCCAAUCAACCCGGCGGAGCUGUCUCAGGCCGACAUCCACGCCAUGUGGAUGCGAGUCAACGCCGACUUGGCGGAGAAGAGAAAGCAAGAACUGGGCGACAAGUAUCCGUAUGUCAAGCAUCCGCAAGGCACCGUGUUCGGCGAGCCAGGCUGCAGCGCAGAGGAAGGCGAAGAGGGAGGCGAGCAGCGCGAAGGCGAGUCCGGUGGCGCGGAGCCGCUCGCACUCCACCCGGGUCACCCGCUCAACAUGACCUACCUGCAGAAUGAAUGGAUCAAGAAGGACACCAUUUCCACGCACGAAAUGUAUACUCCCGAGUGGUUCGAGGCCCACCAGAAGGCGCUGUACAACCUCACCAUGCAGCAACCCACUCAGGUGCAACUGAGCGCCGAGCAGGCGGCGCAGCUCCAGCAGCAGCAGGCGCAGUUCGGUGACGCGCCGUGGAUGGAGGAGUCCCGCGCCGGAGCGACUGUCCGCAGCCAAGACGGAGCCUCUGAGAGCUCUCAGGCGCAGGAAGCCGCGCAGUAG